UUUAAUUGGUUGGGUCCAAAAUAGCCACCCUAACGUGAGCUUGGGAAUUCGACGGCGAUCUCCAGGCCUCGCGCCCUAGCAAAAUCCUUCUCACUCUGCCGACGGAGGAGGCCUGAAACGCAUCGCUCCAUCCUUCGACCCUUUUGCUGCCCUGCGCUGGCUGAACAGCUACGCGGCGAGAUGGGAUACACAAAAGACCAGCUGCUUGCUCGCCUACAAGAACUUCAGAUUGAUUUCAUUUGCUAUGAUCAUCCUGCUGUAUUGACAGUUGAAGCACAGGCAAAGCAUGUUGCUCAUUUGGGAGGUGCAUUAAGUAAAAAUUUGCUGUUAAAGGACAAGAAGCAUAGGUUUUAUGUUGUUUCAGCUCUCGCGGGAACAAAUAUUGACAUGAAAGUUUUGUCCCAACGGCUUGGGUUGGGAAAAGGAGGUUUGCGAAUGGCUCCUGAAGAAGCUUUGCAAGAAAUACUUCAGGUGCCAGUGGGAUGUGUUACUCCAUUUGCAUUAAUUAAUGAUUCUGCAAGUGCUGUUUCGUUGUUGUUGGAUCAAGGUUUCCAAGCUCAAAAGUGCUGCUACUUUCACCCUCUCACAAAUGAGACAACUAUUUCUCUCAGUGCAAGUGACCUCAACAAGUUUCUGACUUCAAUUGGAAGACAGCCAACUUAUGUAGACUUGGAGGCUUCUCCAUUGGUAGGAAAGGACAGUCCACCUGAUCUUGCAUCUUUUGUUCCAUCCGGAGUUCCUACUUUGACAGGAGAAACAAAUAAGGCAGUUCCUGCUCAAAAUGAUGUAUCCAAGGAGAAAUCAACAGAUCAUGCAGGACAAGCUAGUAGUCGGCUGGAUCUUCAGAAAAAUGCAGUGGAAAAGACUCAAAACAGAGUAGACCCACUGGCUGAAGCUUCUGAUGUAGGAAAAUUUGUGAAGGAAAUUAUAGAUAAAAUAUCUACAGCCUACUUAUCAGAGGUGUCUAAGGAUUCAAAUGUUCAACAGAUGGAACUUCCUGGACAUUCAGUAUUGGAUGGAAUCAGAAAGCGGGUUGUGUCUGAUUUGGAGAACAUGACUCCUUGGUGCAAUGGCAAAGUUGCUUUAUUGUGACCUAAAGGUCAUGGGCUCAAAAUACGGAAAAAGCCUCUCUGCAAAUGGAGGUAAAGCUGCAUACAUUUGAACCCCUCGAACUCCACACUGACAGGAGCCUUGUGAGCUGCCUUCUAGUUUCUUUUUGCAUGUGUUUUAAUAUAUGUAGAAUACAAAUGACUUCAGCCUCUGGCCUAUGAAAUUAUACCUUGGGAACAGUAAAGUGAUCUCCAUAUACAUAAUUUAUAAUAUUUGGAGAGCUAUGAUACAAAUAGGGUGGAAUGAGAGAAUUUUGUACAUACUGCCUAAGGACGUUGAAUAUCUCUGUUCCUGGUAAUUUUUCAUAUAUACUGGAAUAAAGAUAAGGGUAUUUUUGCCAUUUGAUUAACCGGUAAAUGAACCAGAAAAGAACAUGGCAAAAUACUAACGCAUACAAUGCCUGGUUAAGUUACAGCAAUACUCUCUUUCUUUCAAGUACAUAGGAAUAAAGGAUGCUGUAUUUGGGGUCAGGAUCCUUUCUGGUUUGUAAAAUGAACUGUAAAGUCUAGUUCAAUCACGACCUUCUGUAACAGCAAUCAACAGCGUGUGCUUGAAAAGAGAGAGACAUAUAGUUGUAGGCAGGUCCCAUCAUAUUUACCUGCCUUGUUCAAUCACCCAAUGCUUACUGAUCCAUGGAUGAUGAUGGUGGGAGAUUUUAUUGGACUCUUUAGUUCUUGAAAGAAUCUAAACUGGGGUAGUAGUGUCAACAUAGAGGGAAAAUCAAUUGUUCAUGGCAUAAUUAUACAUAUCUGCUAUUUGGAAAUUUGUUUGGGAGAGGAAGUUUAAUAUUCAGGUAAACUAUAAACAUUGGCCGAAAGUGAUGUGAGAAUUUAAAAAUAUGGAUUUUAAGAUAAAAAUAGUUUAUGUUAGGUCGUACAUGAACUGCAAACAUGGGAAAAAGCCAAGUACAUCAACAAGUAGCAUUAUUAGUUUAAUAAUUCUUGGCUAUUUCAUGAAGGAACCAUGGGAUGCUGUGUAAUGUCUGUAAUUAUUAAAAUUUUCCAAUUGUUUGGCGAUAAUAAUUUAAUUCAAGAAGUUAAAGUAGUUCAUAUGAUGUUGUAACUGGAGUCAUGGAUGAUACUUGCAUGUAACUAGAAAGGAAAACACACCCAGAAUGCACAUCCAAUAUUGAACUGCAUAAUCUGUUGGAUCUCAAUCUAUAGAGCCAACCUUGUUGAGUAUGUAACUGAUGGUGAGCCUCACAUAGUAACCACCAUAUGUAAACUAUGAAAAAUGCAACUCAUGAACACCACAUUUUCCCUUUCUUUU
This is a messenger RNA of Elaeis guineensis (African oil palm), 2379 nucleotides long. RefSeq lists its product as uncharacterized. Gene Ontology annotation, molecular function: aminoacyl-tRNA deacylase activity. The record is from RefSeq and is a predicted model, not a curated record. Lineage: Eukaryota; Viridiplantae; Streptophyta; Magnoliopsida; Arecales; Arecaceae.